UACGUCAGGAUGGGUACAAUUAUGCCCGACUAUACCAGACUGAGUGACCGACCACUUGCUCCUUCAGGCGGCAAAAGCCUACGAUUAGCAGCCCUGAAUGCGCCCCUCGACGGCAACAUGGGCGGUCUCCGGCGCGCAGACCGGCGAUGCUUCCGGCAGUCCCGACAAGCGGGUCUUCGGGGCACCUUCAGGGCCCUCCUCACCUCCAACACGCAGGACCUGAACUCCAUCGUGCGUCGCCAGGACAGGCACCUCCCCAUCAUCAAUCUCAAGGAUGAGAAACUGUUCGAAAGCUGGGACAGCAUCUUCAGCGGGACUCAGGCCAUCUUCGCCAGAAGACCCAGUCUCAUCAGCUUCGGUGGCGACAACGUGAUGGAAAGCUCCAUUUGGCCAUCGAAGCACGUCUGGCACGGCUCCGGAGUGACGGGGAACCGGUCCGCGAUCGCCUGCGACGGAUGGACGAGUAACGGCAGGUUGAACCGAGGCCUAACGUCUUCGCUCGAGUUGUACAGACUUCUCGGACAGGACACCCAUUCUUGCGAGAGACAGCUAGUCGUGUUGUGCAUUGAAGUCACCACUGAACGUUAAAUGUUAUUAUUAACAUCAUUGGUAUCGUUAUCAUUAAUUCAAAACUAUAUGCCAAGUGCCCAACCGUGUGACGUAGAAAGUAACUCAGGUCAGCCUUGCCAGUGUUAGUUAAUUUGUAGCUGUGCAUCAUUAUACAAUAGAAAAGCUGAAACCACAGUG
Penaeus vannamei (Pacific white shrimp) is the source of this 747-nucleotide messenger RNA. The record is from RefSeq and is a predicted model, not a curated record. NCBI's taxonomy places the organism in Eukaryota, Metazoa, Arthropoda, Malacostraca, Decapoda, Penaeidae.